GUUUCGCUGUGAUGGAAUUUGGAAACAAGAAUUGACAUUUCACUUUGACAAUUUGCUUUGUUUAUUUUUAAAUAAAAUAACAAACCCAAUUUGACAAUCCAUUUGUGAUGAGUUGCUAUAUUGUUUCAGUUUAAAAUAACAAUAUGAAUUACCUCAUCAAACUGGCUAUUUGUUCUUUCAUACUAGGAUGUAAACUAAUUGAAGGAACUUCACAAACAAUAAUUGAUAUAUCCUCGUACGAUCCAAACGAUGAGAAUACUCACACUUUUUAUUCUUUCAUCCAGUUGUUGGGUGGAAAUGGAACUGAAGUUGUUGUGAAAACGAAUUCUACAUAUCAAACUGGCUUCUAUAUUGUUCAGGCUCAUUCUCAACGUUUCAAUAUUUCACUAUCAAAUAACGUUGAUGUGACCCAGAAGGUUGAUGGAUAUAAUGUUGGUCUCGUCAAAGCUUUUCAGGGUGCUUUUGAAGACUCGUUCUCAAUUCAGAAAUUGACAGAUAAUGACUCGGUUAUUAUUGAUUCAACAAUUCUGAUAGCUGUUGCUGUUUAUGAUGAAAAAGCACCAAUUCCUGGUGGAUGUAUGACAAAAAACAAUGCCAGUCCAAUUUUGAAAGUCUCUAAUAGUCCAGAUAUCAUAACUGUUAAGGCAAUGGCUCCAUCUUCAAACAAUCAUACAUGUAACGAUAGUCAACAUGAAGUUAGGAUGGAAAUUUAUCACAAGUAUUUGACGAGUCAGAUUUUCAGCUCUUCUGAGUAUUAUGAGGGCAUAAUCAGUAUGCUGAGGGUUGAUAAGAUUAAAGCUCAUAGUAAACUAGUUGCUACUCUUGAUAGUUAUAGCAGUAUCGAGGAAUUAUUUAGUUCGUAUAUUGGGACGGGGGAGGUAUUUGCUGUUUUAGUUUACAACAACGAAAAAGUUUCAGCUUAUGUUCCCGCUGUCUCCUAUGGUGAAGAUGUCAACUAUCUUAUCGAUAAGGAGAAUGAAGGUACAAGUGGCCAGGAUGUUUUCGUUGUACUGUUCAGUAUACUACCGUUCGUGGCCCUUGUUAUUAUAUACAGGGGUCACGCAUUGUUCCACUUCACCACGUUUUCACUUGGUCUGUCAUGUGGUACAAUAAUCUCUUUCGUUGUUUUGAGUAAAGAGGGCGCUACGACAGUCGAUCAUACAUUCUUUUUGUCCCUCUUGUUCGGACUCCUUUACGGUUCAAUAUGGCUGGGAGUAUGGUACAAGUUUGGAAUACCCUUGUUGUCCGCCACCUUAGCAUUCUUGCACGCUGGUGCGCUGUUCACAUCUAUAAUUUAUCAUUUUGGAGUUGCCGAUGACGUGAAUUUCCAUAACAAUGCCAUCUACUGGACGAUCUUUUUCGGCAUAGUGUUCAUGUGUUGGUUCACUCUGUCCAUGUUCACCAUGCACGGUCACAUUUUGUCUUGCUGCUUCUUGGGCUCGUACAUUUUGAUGAUAACGACCCUCAAUUAUUGGCUUGGGGGAAAUCUACAAUAUAUCAUGAUCAACGUCUACAGAAGAAUGUUCGUGCCCAACUUCAAUGUUGCCAUAAUCCAACCUCCAUUCCAAGUAUCAGACCACCUCAUCGCUCUCCUUGGUAUCCUGUUUCUACUUCAUGGUUUUCGAAAACAAGUGAAGCAUCAGCGUGGCAAACCUCCCUUCCCACCGCACAAUUCUUUCCGACCAGACGAAGAAAGGUCACCCCUGUUGGGUCAUUUUUGAAGGUAUUCUUUGCGUGAUAUACUCCAGACUGCGAUAAAAUAGAUAGUUUUAGUUUGACCUGUUAAUGAAUUAGUUCGUUAACUUCUAUGCAGCUUUUGAACCCUUUAUGUUUUAUCGAAUAUUGAAAUGAAUAAAAAUAAAGUUGAUGA
Molecule: messenger RNA, 1870 nt
Organism: Coccinella septempunctata (seven-spotted ladybird)
Lineage: Eukaryota; Metazoa; Arthropoda; Insecta; Coleoptera; Coccinellidae
Product: transmembrane 7 superfamily member 3-like
Exons: 7
Coding region: 144-1721 (525 amino acids)
Source: RefSeq, a predicted model, not a curated record